AUGCUCAACAUUGACCUUCGAGUGGACGACCCUUGUAACAGGGUUUAUCAUAUGACUCUUAAAGCUAUCUGGUGCAAUAAAAGCUGUACAGCCGACCUGCUAUUGUGUUGUCUACCAGUACGGGAGGAGCUGACGUCUGACAUGAGCUCCACCUCAGCACUGUCACGAGAGGAAUGUCGCAAGAUCGUAAAGAGGCACCUGCAGAGGGACGACUUCGAGUUGGCAUGGUUUGCAGUGGCUCCCCUUAGCACAGACAUGAAGGGCUUCAUGGGCGAUCACCUGAAGCUGCGUACAUCGGUGUCACUAGGCGACAAGGAAAGCCGAGGGGCGAAGACCAUCGAACCGCAGUUCUUCGUGAAGUCGGUGCCUCUGGAUGACGCCUACAGGAGGAGUUUCGCUAUGGCGUCUGUGGCCUACCAGAAGGAGGUCCUGUACUACGGUGAUCUCCUUAGGGACGUGCAGAAACACCUGCGCUGCUCGGAGUACGAGGCUGCUACGUACCUGGGCACUGUCCCGCAAUGCUACUACUUGCGGCCGGACUUGCUGGUGUUGGAGGAUCUGGCUUUGGCCGGCUUUCGCGUGUUGGACCCCAUGAAGCCACUGGACGUCCACCAGUGCGAGUGCGUGCUAAAGGCGCUGGCGCGACUCCACGCCACGUCCAUCGUGUUCGAGGAGCGAGAGGGCCGGCGACUGGCCGACAAGUACCCGCUUCUUGGGCACGAGACUCUCUAUCGGUGGGAGCCGGACUCUCAACUUUACCUCGCACAAGUCGCCAGCCGCCGCGCUACACACAUUUUGCUGGACCUCGUGCCUCGCUUCGCACCGGGCACGCCUCAUAACGAAAAGCUACACAGCCUCCUUGACACUGUUAUGGAAUCAAUCUACGAACUCUUGAAACCGAGUGACAAGUAUCGUAACGUGCUGUGCCACAGAGACCUGUGGGUAAACAAUAUGCUAUUCGCGGAGGACACCAAGGGCGAGCUGUCGGUGCGGUUCGUGGACUUCCAGACACUUCACCUGGAGCCUCCAGCACACGACGUGGUACCCUUUCUGCACUUGGUCACUCAGCGCGACAUGCGACGUGUCCACGGCCAGCGGCUGCUGGAGCUAUACCACCAGACACUGGCCGACGUGCUGCGCCAGCACGACCUCGACAUCGACUCCCUCCUGCCCCUGCAGAUCUUCCUGCAGUCAUGCGAGGACACCAAGCCAUUGGCCGUCCUCCUAGCCGCCUACGACUUCGACCUGGAGAGUUUGGUAUUGGACCGUAACGACCUGGUGAAGGCCACAUACCAGCAUGAAGAACGCUAUCGUUCGAGGAUGACAGAGGCUGUGGAGGAACUGGUUGAGACCUGCCUCAUGCCUCGCCUACGGGAACAGCAGCGGUGA
Messenger RNA from Schistocerca piceifrons (Central American locust), 1389 nucleotides. RefSeq lists its product as uncharacterized. The coding region runs from base 1 to 1389 and encodes 462 amino acids. Lineage: Eukaryota; Metazoa; Arthropoda; Insecta; Orthoptera; Acrididae. The record is from RefSeq and is a predicted model, not a curated record. The transcript is spliced from 4 exons.